AUGGCGAUGCGCAAGGCACCACGUCUGCCCGUCGGGUCGGCAGCAUGGGUUGCAGAAGAGCGCGCAUCUGCGCUCAAGGUCGCAGAGGAGGAAGUCGAAGAGUUCUCGUAUGCAGCGCGCAAUGAGAUGGAUUGGCUGAAUGAGCACAUGGACGACAUCUUCUCGGGCGAGAACCAAAUGAACAUCACCGAGAUCUUCAAAACACCAGGCCGACAACGAGGCAAGACGCCGCGAACCAUUCGCAAAGCGCCCAAUACCGAAGUCCGAGUGCCCUUGGCCAGCAUCUUCUCGGCUACCCCCCAAGGAACACCAAAUCCCUUCGUCCUCGCCCCGCCCGCGAACAACUCGUCAUGGACACCCAAGAUCAGACCCGAUACGCCAGAAGCCGAUGUCGAAGCUGAUGACGAAGCCGAUGUUCCCAAGAAUCCCACGACUCCCUCGACGCGCCGUGUGAGCCCCCGAAAAUCAGCUGCCGCCUCAGCUGCAAAGUCGCCAAGCCCAGUCAAGAGCGUCGUCGCGCCAUCACGACAACCGAGGCCAGUCAAGCCGAACAACAACGACACGCAUAUGCGACCACCCGCGAGUCCAGCAAAGCCAGUCGCUGUCACCCCGUCCAAAGUCAGAAGCCCCAUCAAACAUCUCAACGGCUCCCCUCUACCCAUUCUUUCCAAGUCGCCUACUCCCGUCAAGGCCACCGACUCUGGAUACUAUGGCAGUCAGAAUCUGGAUAUCAUGGAUGUGGACGAGGUCGAGAAGGUUGUUGAUGCCGAUGUCGAUAUGGGAGAACCAGCACACGAGCCGACGGUGGAACCUACUCAGCAGUCAACACAGGAGCUAUCACAACGACCAUCGCAGGAGCCCACACAGGAGCAGACAGAUCAUGUAAUACGGCUAUCACAGGAGCGUAGCCAGGAACCGACGCAGGAGGAACCAGAGCAGGAGAUCGAGUCACAGGAUCUUGGACUUGAACCAGCCCCCAUUGAACCGGAGCAGCACGCCAGUUCCGUACCACAGGAGACAGUCGAACUACCGGAAGAGACACAGCCUUCAGAAGAACCUGUCCAGCCUACCGUUAAAUACCCCCGACUACCCUCGCCCGAGCUUGAUGUUGCUAGGUCUAGUAGCCCAGUCCAUAUGCUCAUCCCGUCGCCCACCAGGUCUAUCCAUGCGCCUUCCCCGAAGAAGCCUGCCUCGCCGGUUAAAGCCUCAUCCCCCCUAAAGCUCGCAUCGCCAGAAAACCAUCUUUCCCCUGCGAAAAGACUUUCCCGGAUCAAGAUGGCCUCCCCUCAGAAGGCUCCUUCACCAGAAAAAGUUUCCUUCCCUGAGAACACUGUGGAGCUCGAAAAGGAGGAAUCGCCUGUGGAUAGGGAUUCUCCAGAAAAAGCGGCUUCUCCGACAAAGAUCGCGCCUCCUCUUGUUCUUUCGCCCAAGAAGAAAUCACCGGAGAAGGCGUCAGUCAUCCAGCAACAACCCAAGACUCCGGCGCCCUUUGUACACCAUUCCCAGCCCGAAGAGGAUAGUGCGGACAACCAAGCGGGCGACAACGUGGACGACGACGCCAACUCAUCCAUGGAAGCCUCUAGCCCUAUUAGCCCGGUUAAGCGUCUGAGCAGUCUGAACUUUGCAUCACUUCCCGCACGCGAGCCGAUGACCUCUAAGAAGAGUCUCGGCAAUAGGGUGUCGAGGACUAGCCAUGUCGACGUAACGCGAACAUCAUUCUACCAUCGCCAAACCGGAGGAAAGAGUCUUGGCCACACGACCAGACAGGAUUUCAACGAUGACGACGAUGAGAUGGAUGUUGAUGACGAUCACACUCAGGAACCUAGGACUGCUAAAUCGUACACUCAGCGAUUGCAGGAUCAGAUCAGCAUGUUGGGCAAAGGACAGUCAAUAGGACCGAGACCCUCAAAAUCGAUAGCUCACCUCUUGCCGGCACAACAACCCGCAUCGACUUCACAGGCACCAACGACACAGCCCGUUCCGGAGCCCACCAAAUCCUCACCCAAGAAGCCACCUGUGGUUACCCCAAGGGCAUUUCCCACACCUGGAGCAUUCCCGAUGGACGACGAUGAUGACUGGAUUGGACCUCCCAGCAAGGGAGCAGAUAUGUCCACCCCCAUGGUGUGGAACGCGCGCAAAGACACACGGCUAAGUCAGCCAAUGGAAGGAAUAAACCUAUUCGCAAGGGAGGCAUCCCCGACCCUUGGAGAAUCCUUCAUGGAGAACAGGCACGACUCACCAAGUAAAGCGCCCGUCAUCCAGGAGCCACCCGUCACUUCUUCAGCACAUACCAAAUUGGCUUCUGUUCCAAUGCUACCGAACUUGAACGAGCUUUCCGUGCCACAUACCGCCAGUCCCAAGAAGGAGGCAUCUGCAUCUACUUCCAACCUCCACAAAAUGCCAUCGAACGAACCUGCUUCGCCCUUCAAGUCUCCCUCCAAGUCAUUGCGCGAGAACACGUUGGAGAGGGUGAAGAACAAGUUUUCAUCCCUUAUGAAAUCUUCCAAGGGACUCCUCCCCACCAGUGGCCCUUCCAAUGCGGAAGCGAAAUUGACCGCACUGUUCACCACCCCUUCGACUGCUCGACUGGAAGAGAACCACAGUUUAUCCGAAGCUUCCUUCAAGACAGCCGAUAAUGUCGUCUAUCCUGAUCUAUCUCACCAUGCACAUGCCGAGGCCCCCGUAGCCGCCACCCCCAUCCGACCCGUGCGAAAGACUCGAGCAUUGAGCGAGAGGGAAAGGAAGGAGGCAGAGGAAAGGGAGAAGGAAAAGAAGAAGGAAGAGAAGGAGGCCAAGCAAUAUGCCAAGCAGAACGAGAAGUUUGAGAAGAUGCGCGAGAAGGAAGCGGAAAAGGCCCGCAUCUUCCAACAAGAGCAAGAGAAACAGGUGGAGAUGGAGAGACGUGCUGCUGAACAGAGGGAGCAGGAACAACAAAAGAAGGAACAGGAAAAGAUUACCAAGGCACGACCACAGUCCAAGCCGUUGUUCGAGACACCCGGACCCUCAAAAUCGGCACCUAAGAGCCCCAAGAAAGCUACUCGGACUAGUCUUCGCAGAGGAGCCAAGCAGGGUGAUGCCGAAGAGGAGGUCGAUGUUGAUAUGGCAGACGUUACAAUAUCCACGAAGCCACCUCAGUCGAUUACCAGACCCCCAUCAGCUCAAGCUUCCCGUGGCACAGGUAUCAAGAGACCUGUCAGACCCACAAAGGAGGCCUUGACGAGGGCCAAGCCCGCCCCGACUCGCAUCCGCGUCAACACCACCAGCUCCCAACAAGGGGCAUUCCACACUUCCACCAACAGUGUUCUCAGCACCACCAGCCAAGAGAGCCUAGGUCAGUCGCACGGAAGGCAGCAACUCGUGAGCAAGGCCAGCACGUCUUCGCUCACCAAGAAGCCUUCCCUUCAGAGUCUUAAGGGGUCUUAUUCUUCGACUGUCGGGCGACCCAAAGCCUUGGAGCUAGCGGCCAAGCAGAAGGAGCAAGAGGAGCGCGAGAUCCAGCGCAGACGUGAUCAGAAAGAGGCAAACGAGCGGAAGAGGGCUGAGAUGAAGGAGGAAGAGCAGCGCAAGCAAGCUGCGGCAGCUAAGAAGGCCGCGAUUGAGCAAGCUAAGCGCACCCGUGCGCCGCCACCGCCGCCGAGGUCCCAGCCUAAUGGUCCUCCGGAUCACUUGGCGGAGAGCAGGCAGCCUAGCAGGCCUAAUUCUCGUCUGGGGUCGACUCUGCAUGAUAGUCGGCCGGUUAAUGCUGUUUUGGGGAAGGCGGCUUCGAAGCGUCCCCUGACGCAAAUGCAGCAGGUGCAAGAGGCACAUCAGGAUUCGAAGCGGAUACGUGUGUCGGAGGACUUUGAUGCGGAUAUUGAGAUGGCUGAAGGUAGCACCCAGCAGCAGAGAAGCAUCAGGGGUGCGCCAGUCCGGCCUUCUGCUGUUCGUCCUUCAGGGGUUAGACCUUCAGCACCCGCUAGACAACCCUCAGUUGGGUUCAAGAAGGAUAUGUCAACAACCACCACAAGCAAAUCCAUUUUCGCCAGCAACUACAACAACGUCCCGCACGCUCCGCCCCCUCCAUCACGGACAGUCGACCUCUUCAAGAAGACAACUGUAAACCAGAUCAAGACUGGCCACGCCCUCGACACCGCCCAAUUCCAAAAGGGCAACCACAUCCCCUUUGCCAACGGCGCCGGUCCUUCUUCCACCACUCAAGCCGGAUCAUCCCGUCACCCACUCCAAACCCCCGCUCGCCCGGGUGCCACUGCCGCCAGCCGCGCCCUACCCCUCCCAUCCGCCAGCAAACAUCAACCAUCCCGCACCUCCCCCCGCCUCGCCGCCAUCGCCGCCGGCGACUCCAUCGAGCUUCCUGAGAUCCAAACCGAUGACGAAGACGGCGUCGACACGCCCCGCCCGUCCACAUCCAACCCUAACCUCCGCUCCUCCCUAAACGGGGGUAACUGGACAGAUAGUCCGUACCUUAAGGCGCAGCUGCUGGCGCAAGAACAGCUCGAUCCGAUGGUCAUCUUUGGACCCCCGGCUCCGUUGAAUAUGGAGGAGGUGUUUAGCAAGGAUAAGAGUCGACAUCAUCGGUUCAGAGCCAGGACGAGUUCUGCGAAUUGGGAGGGGCAGGAUCGGUUGACGGAGGAGGAGGUUUGUAGGGAUCGGGAGGCGAGGGAGAGGAUGAGGAACGAGGGGGGUGGAGUUGGGGUUGGGAGGACUUUGGGAUAA
Molecule: messenger RNA, 4713 nt
Organism: Sordaria macrospora k-hell
Lineage: Eukaryota; Fungi; Ascomycota; Sordariomycetes; Sordariales; Sordariaceae
Source: RefSeq, a predicted model, not a curated record